Molecule: messenger RNA, 3364 nt
Organism: Sycon ciliatum
Lineage: Eukaryota; Metazoa; Porifera; Calcarea; Leucosolenida; Sycettidae
Product: SET domain-containing protein 4-like
Exons: 1
Coding region: 58-1404 (448 amino acids)
Biological process (GO): peptidyl-lysine monomethylation; peptidyl-lysine trimethylation
Molecular function (GO): protein-lysine N-methyltransferase activity; protein binding
Source: RefSeq, a predicted model, not a curated record
GGAUCAUUUUCGAUUUCGAAAGGAUGGUUUCGGAGUGUGUGGCCUGUGUUGCUGCUGAUGGGACAUGGAAGAGCUCGACGCAGGCGUAAUCGCCAGAGGAUUUCCUGCGGAAAGCGAGCGGUGCCGGUUACAUCCCGCUGCUGCGUUCGAUUUCUACAAUGGAGUCAUUCGGUAGGAGCUGGUAUGAGCCAGCUGCUGCGUCCGGCAAUGUUUCCCGGCACUGGGCGCGGUAUGAUGGCCACGAGGAGGAUCGAGCCUGGUGAGUGCAUCGCCUCGGUGCCGCGGCAGCGCCUGGUGACGUGCGCGGACGUGAAGCUUCAGCUAGAAGUAGAAAUACACCAGGACACGAUGGACAAGUCCAGCAAUGCUGCUGGUCUGGAUGACGUAUCCAUACUGGCUGUGUUCAUUCUAGUGGAGCGUAGCAAGGGAUCCACGUCGCAGUGGAGCCACUAUCUUGACGUGCUGCCCGACGCGUACGAACUGCCGGUGUGUUUUGCGGCUGACGAGCUAGCACUGCUGCCGCUCUCCUUGCUGGAGCGUGUCCGUACGCAGCGCUCGCAUCUGGUGGAGCAGCAUGAGCGCGCGUCCAAGCUACUGACGACGCUCGUGCCAGACCUGCAGUACGAGCGGUUCCUGAACGCCUGGUGCGCCGUCAACACCAGGACUGUGUACCUGAGUGAGAGCAGCACUGGUAACCCGGCAACGGAUGAUGGCGACACGUCGGCCGGCAACUGUGCACUAGCUCCGUAUCUUGACUUUCUGAAUCACUCGCCCGGUGCACGCGUCACGGCCGGAUACAAUAGCUCGACGCGGCGCUACGAUAUCGUCACGCAGGACCGGUAUCGUCACGGUGACGAGGUGUUCAUCUGCUACGGUCCCCACGACAACCAACGGCUGCUGCUGGAGUAUGGGUUCGUUCUCGACGACAAUCCUCACUGCAGCGUCAUGCUCGGCCUGCUGCAACUGAUACCGCUUGCGGCCGGUGAGCAUGCGUUCGUAGCGGCGCUCUGGUGCGAUCGGCGUCGCAGUCAGAUUCUUGUUGAAGCCGAACUGGACACGGUUAACCCGACUGCCGACGGCUGCGGCUGGAAGCUUCUCGCGGCGCUGGACAUUCUCGUUCUGGACGCGGCGGAGCUCGACAGCUGGCAUGCUUAUGUGUAUGGUGUACGAACACUGGCCGAUGUUGCGCGGCGCGAGCUGAAGGGUCGCGUUGGCGUGUGCUUGUGUGCUGCCGCCCGUUGCCACCUGCUGCCGUCCAGAGAGAAGCUGAAUGGGAUCGUGCGCUGCGACGGCUCGUCGGCCAACGCGCGAACAGCGGCCACGCUGUCGCUGCAGCAGCACGCCAUUCUCGACACUGCCGAAGCUGAGCUGAACGCUUUGAGUACUGAUGCUGCUGUGGGCUGAACCAACGUUUGUAAUCACGAGCUUUUCCUAGAAGACCGGACCUCGCCGUACACGAUUGCAGAAAGCACGGGCAUUUCUGCUAAAUCCUGGGCACACAUUGCUAAGAGGUUGCUAAGUCUAAAGGGUGAUUUCUUUCAGCGGCCCAACGCAACACUACUCCUGUAGAAACUCACGACAAAGCCUCAGAACCUUACGAUUUAAAUGUCAAACGCAUUUCGGCAAGAACUAGUAGUAGUGUGCUGCUUUGCCGUGGCUCUGACGCGUGUGUUCUGGAUGCAUAUCUACUACCCUUACACCGGGCCAGGAUUGCCCUGAAUUGCUGUCUUGAAACAACGGCCAUGAAUACGAUUAGUCGGCCGCCUAUCUCCUCCGGAUACGACGACACCGGAAAACCGUGCAAAGCGCACGUUGAGAAGUGCUGUCGUGACGCUGAUGAUGAUGUGUGCGUCCGUGUUCCCAGACCUGGAGUGAGUGUUGCAGCGCGCUGUGAAAUGCCCGGCCACUAGUCGCCGCCUGCUCAGCGUACUACCCAGCCACAUGUCACUGGCAGGUAAGGGCUACACAUGUGUAUGUGUGUGUGUACUCUGUGGCAGUCACACCGCCAGUGUCCGGUCGCUACGGCCCAGCGUCUACCUGCCCAUUGUCAGUGACCCCUCUGUAGUUUUACCGGUCUAUCCAGAGAGCGUCUCCCGUGCGUAUGCUCUAUGGCAGUGUGUCCGGUCGUUACAGCACAUCAUCUAUCGGCCUAUUGUCAGUGACCCCUCUGUAGUUUUACUGGGCUAGCCAGAGAGAGAGUCUCCCGUGCGUAUGCUCUAUGGCAGUGUGUCCGGUCGUUACAACCCGUCAUCUAUCGGCUUAUUGUCAGUGACCCCGCUGUAGUUUUACUGUGCUAGCCAGAGAGAGAGUCUCCCGUGUGUGUGCUCUGUGGCAGAGUGUCCGGUCGUUACAGCCCAGCAUCUACCUGCCCACUGCCAGUGACCCCGCUGUAGUUCCGUUGGGCUCACAGAGAGUCUCCCGUGUACGCCACUACAGCACUGAGCCUGAUUUUGUCCAACUAAUCUGUGCACAUUGCGUUCUAUGGAAUCACGUUGUUGACUAUACUCCGUAGGAAAAUGAGCUGGCGCCAGAGAAUUCUUUGCAUCGUGCGCCGGGCGCGUGUAAUUCGCACGCCCGGUCACUUGGAGCAGCUGUCCAAGUACAUGUAUAGUGCUGCAGCAUAUACAGACGGGUCGAUGCUGACGCUCUUUUGUUCUUUUAAAGACAACUAUACCCGCUGAGAGAAUCAUAGCAUACAAGAACUCUUCUUUUUUCCUAGAGUAUAAUUAUGUUCUCUCUGCUGUUGUAGUGUGCUGGCUUUACACACACGCGCACACAUAGACAGGCGCACAGCUCUAGAGUAUGGUGGUACUGAAACUCACCGUUCCAUGCCGUGGAGUCCUUAUCUCCACUGUCAUCCGAUCUCUCUGGCGCACCGUCAUCCCUAUCCGCUGGCCCAAACGCAAACUGGCCGUCCUGCGGCAGGACGCUGCGAGGCAUCCUGCUCUAGCAUUCCACAAACUUUACACUACCGCUUCAAAAGUACAGUGCACUCUUCCUAUGCUGGGCAAGAAGAAGAAUUUCUGCAAAACGUUUUCAGAUUUCAGUAUCACAAAACCUACUUCAGAGUUCAUGCACGGAGCUUUGUUUCGUUUUCGUGAACUGCGGGGAAAAAGACCUGACUGGCUUGUUGCACUGACUUAUACUGAAGCUACCUGCUGGAUUCAUUGAUGUGGGCUAACAUGAUUGUGUGGUCAUUAGCACCCAUGAUAUGUUACUUCUAACAGCUCUACACUCUUCACUCUACCUGCGAGUGGACAUGCACAUGUUGGUCAGCAGCUUAUAAAAUGUUACAUGCCCUUGUAGUGUGCUAUUACAAUAGUAGGCAUGCAAUAAUUAUUGUAUAUACACAUGGUGUGAAUGA